This is a messenger RNA of Lethenteron reissneri (Far Eastern brook lamprey), 7468 nucleotides long. RefSeq names its product 1-acylglycerol-3-phosphate O-acyltransferase 5 (gene AGPAT5). Gene Ontology annotation, molecular function: acyltransferase activity. The record is from RefSeq and is a predicted model, not a curated record. Gene Ontology annotation, cellular component: endoplasmic reticulum; mitochondrion; endomembrane system. Lineage: Eukaryota; Metazoa; Chordata; Hyperoartia; Petromyzontiformes; Petromyzontidae. Gene Ontology annotation, biological process: phosphatidylinositol acyl-chain remodeling.
CCGGGUCACCAUGGCCGCGCCUGUGUGAGUGAGGAGCAUUGCGGCCUCCCCGCGUCUCCCUGUCGUCUUGUCGUCAUCUGUCUCCUCGUGUCGUCAUCUGUCUCCUCGUGUCUCGGUGUAUCAGUCUCCCCGUCUGCCGCUGCCCCCUCGCCCCUUCUUGCCCGCUUCCCUCUGCAGCAGUGGCCGUCUCCACGUGUCUCUGUGUUCCCUUCCCUCCGUGUCUGUGAUCUUGUCACUCUCUCCUCUGUUCUCACUGCCUCUGCGUAUGCCGGCGUCUCCCGGCGGUCUGUCUCCUCCUGCUCCGCCUGUUCUCGUCUCCUCGAGAGGACCCACGAGCUUCCUCCUCCCUUCACCCCCUUGUCUCGUCCGGUUGUCAUCGGCUCCCCGCUCCCCCCGCUGUCUUCCCCGUCUCCCCGUCUCGUCGUCGCGUCCCGCCGCCCGGCCAUGCUGCUGUCCGUGGUGGUCCACACGCACUCGCUGCGCUACUUGGCCCCGGCGGCCGUGAUGCUGGGCUCGGCCCCGGCCUACGUGCUGUGCUGGGCGGCGGGGCGCGCCCUGCUGCUGCUGGCGCCCGGCCGGCUGCGGCGGCGCCUGGACGACCGCCUCUACGACCUCUACCAGAGCCUGGUGCUGCUCUUCUUCGAGAACUACACGGGGCUGGAGGUCGUCCUCUAUGGAGAUCUACCUUCUGAAAAGGAAAAUGUGAUUUACCUGUCCAAUCACCAGAGCACAGUUGAUUGGGUUGUGGCAGACAUGCUGGCAGUGAGGCAGAAUGCCCUGGGGCAUGUGCGCUAUGUGCUCAAGGAUGGACUGAAGUGGCUGCCCCUCUAUGGAUGGUAUUUUUCUCAGCACGGCGGAGUUUACGUGAAGCGCAGGGACCACUACAACGAGAAGGCCAUCGAGAGGAAGCUGAAGGCUCAAAUGGAGGCACAAAUCCCGAUGUACUUGGUGAUUUUCCCAGAAGGAACUAGGUACAACCCAGAGGCAGCAAAUGUUAUUGAAGCCAGCAAAGCAUUUGCAAACAAGGAAGGCUUGCCCGAGCUGAGCCACGUGCUGACUCCGCGUAUCAGGGCCACGCACGCUGCCCUCAAUGCCAUGAGCGACCACUUGCACGCUAUAUACGACAUCACCGUGGCGUACGAGGGCACGCUUGAUGCCGCCGGGCGACGCAAGACAGCCCCCAGCAUGCCCGAGUUCCUGUGCUGCGAGUCUCCGCGUGUCCACAUCCACUUUGAGCGCAUCGACAUCCAGGAAGUGCCACACGAGCCUCAUUUCUUCAAGCUCUGGCUGCACGAGCGCUUUGAGAAGAAGGAUAAGCUGAUGGCUGACUUUUACGAGCGAGCGGCCACGAAGGGAGGCGAGUGGGGCUUCCCCGGCAGCCCCAAGGCCUCCCGCCUGCGCCUUCGCCGUACGCUGCCAUCGGCCGUGUUCCUGGCCACGCUCACUCUGCCCAUGCUGCUCACGGAGACGGGGCGCUCCGUCUACUGGAGGACCUGGCUGUAUGGGACGCUGCUGGGCUGGGCCUGGGUCGCAGCGUUGCCUUGAGGCAGAAUCCGCUGCCCCCUCUCCUCAUGCUGCAGGUUUGAGUCCGGGGCAUUGAGUGAUGCUGCUCGAUGAUUGAUGUAAUGCUUUCAGGUGAAACAGUCAUUGGAAUGGAGCUCUCUUAUUCACAUUUUAAAGGUGACAUUUGGAAUGUGAUUUGUUGAUGUGUGGAUGUGUUGUAAUGAAUGCAUCAAGUAAAGUAUGCUUGAUACUGGUUCUAAAACUACAAUGAAAACAAUAUUGCAAGCCUCUUGAUAAAUUGCGCAGCUUAUGUUAGGCUGAAGAAGAAAAUAUAGCAUAUAAUGUAAAAAUUAUAGUUUUAGUUCUUGGCUGUGCAUUAUUGUGAAUGCUUUGUUAUGCUUUUCCUGAUUUUUUGGCACAUUUUAUUUUACUCAAAUGAGCUUAUCUCCACAAUGAAUGCAGUAGUUUAAUUAAUCUGAAAGCCAGUGUUUAAUCACAUUACACUCCAUGUUACCAACCCAUAUUGCGGUGGCUACAUUAUAUUUAAAUAAUUUACGAGUAAUGGAAUUGAAAAAUGCUGUACCAGUAGCCUCGCGGCUUAUUGAUUUGGCCCUUGUGAAAUAAAAAUGUAAAUUAUGAUCCAUCCGAAGCAGACUUCUGUAUGAGAAACAUUUGGCAGCCCUUUCCUUAUGAAAACAAAUGUCAUCUCUUAAAUCGCUCAUGAAAUUGGUACAAACACUGUUGCGUACAGUUUACAUUUUUAUUUCUCUUGCAUUUUAUACUUUUUUCUUGUUAAUGUCAAACGCAUGGAAAUGUUCGCUCUUCAGAGUAUGUGCCACAUCUGUUGUCUGGUCCUUGGACCUGUAAACACUCAGUUUGUUUGAGAUCUUUGAGAAAUUCGACCUUUGUUAAUAUUGGCCUCACAUAAUAUUGAUGUACAUUUGAACUAUUACACUUAACCAAGCAGAAGUUAAUUGCUGCAAUUGUAACAUAUAUAUUCUGGUGUUUCAAUUGCAGAAAUUAACAUUAUGUAACGUGCUAUUUUUAUUUAUUGCAAGUUGUAAACAUUCAUUGCUCAUCUUUAUAAAUAUUACCGCAUUGAAACACUGAAGUUAACACUGAGGCAUGCCCUUCACACUGGUGGUCUUGAGCCAGUGUUCCACAUUCCUGUUGACUUCUUACAGAGUACAUAUUUUAUCAAACGUGGAGGAAUUAUUGGCUAAGAAGACUCCCAACUGGAAUAUGAUCCCGCAACCUUCUUGUUGGGGGCGAAGUACUCUGGCACUGUGCCACCCUCCUGUCCAGACCUUAAGUAAUGAUUGAAGUGUACCAAGUCGUCAGUAGAAGGGCUGCAGUACUGACGCUGUCCGCUAGAGGGUAAUGGUGCGCAACAUCCGGUGUGUGUAUGUAGGGGUUGCAGGUGGAUGCGAGUCGUAAUGUCACCACUUCCACAUUCAGAUUAAUGUGCCGUUCUAUGUAUGUAUGUACUCACCUCGUAAAUAUUUUGCAAUUGAGUGAAUAACAAUUUAUGUUGGAUUUGUUGCAUUUUUAUGAAAUUGUAAGCACAUCUGAAAACAUGUGCUAUCCCAACAACCUUUGAGGGCCUGCAAGGCAGGAAAACACACCACCACAAUGUACUUUGAACACAGUCUUCACUGAGUAAAAAGCGCCAGGUUUGUGUUGUUACAGUUUAUAGUGUAUAAUGUAAACGUGUUGCUAGAUAUGUCUCCAUUUAAAUGUGUGAUGCAUAAUCGUUUAUGUAAAAGUUGUGGUUCAGUUAUUGUACUCUUACAAAUUGUUCUCAUGAGAUACAAGUUAAAUUACCCCCAUCAUGAAGUAUUCAAGUUGGUUCAGUUUUUUUUAUGCAUUUCCAGAACUCAAUUUAAUCAUUCCUUUGUCCUCUGAAACAAGGACAUUUCAUAUCAAUUUUGGCACGAGUAUUGAAAGCAUACCAAUCAAGAUAUUACUUGACAGGAAAUAAAUGAAAGGUCUUUAAGAAACACAGUUUCACUGCAUUCCCACUGUACUUGAUGGUUAACAGCCAUGACUUUGAUCAGAAUGUACAAUCAGCCUCAGCUUUAAUAAUCUCAUUUGGGAUCUCCAUUGUUGUUGUCAUUGUAUUCUUCUAUUUAGUUUAAUUUUGCCAUAGAAACAACACCAAGUAUUUAUCGUAUACAAAACAAGUCUAUGUCAUAAGCUCAUGAGCAUUUAUGAACGGCUUGUUUCAUUUUCCCUUGCAUAAAAAUCACAGCACUAUUUACCACUGAACACUGCACCAUUGCAUAUUGCUACGUCUUUGAGGAUUUUGUUGUAGUGUCAUCUGGCCAAACUCCUUGUCCUUUUGACAUGUUUUUUUAGCAGUGAAAGUUUACAUGAAAGCAGUACGUUAUGGCGCUUUGUGGCACUUUCAGAUGUCAUGAGGGUGUGGUUAGCAGUGUGAGUGAAGGUAUUGGUGUGCAUGUGGUUGCAGUACAUUGCAGUUGGAUUUUAUAUCUCAACUCCUCGUGGUCUGGAGUCUGAUUUAGGCCAUGAGGCAGAUAAUUGCAUACAAUGCGUGUGUGUAAUUAAUAGCAUGUAUGUAUUUAGUGUCGUACACACAAUUGUAUGUUGCAGCAUUUUUUUAUUCAUACUGUGAAAUUAAAUUACCAUAGUAUUCAAAAUAUACAUUUUAGAUAAAGUGUCUUAGUUAUUAUUUAACAAAACCCACAGCAAGUCAUUGUCACCAAAUUGGCAAGUAAAACAUGUGUUUUUCACACUUUAUAUUUUAAUACAUCUCGUAUAAAAUGUUCACAUGAAAAUGUCUACUGUCUACAGCACACUGCUCUCUAAACUAGGGCUGCAAUGGCAGUAUUGGCAAAGACUUGACCCUGUGUGGUGUGUGACUGAAGUCCCAUGUCCAGCUCAUUACCAUCAGGAUUACCCUUGAGAAUGGACGGGAGGGUUGGAGUUGGUCAUUAAAACGUUAACGUCACUUGAGCUACAUACUAGCAUUACAGAGUAACUACAGUUUACAAUCUGUGCUUAAUAAUGCAUGAGAGGGGUUUAAUGACUCAUGCAGUGAUAGCGAGUUACACUUAGUGUUGUAUUUUAGUAUGUACUCAUCAUUAGAAGUUCAUAAUGAGUUUAAAGGGGUACAUUUUGUACUGUACUACAACAUGUUGCGCUCACCAUACAAAUAGUACUAAACAAUGCAACUGUUAACGUUUAAAAAAUGCUGUUACUACAUUUCCCAGGCCAUGGCUCCAUUUUAACUUCCAUGGUCAUUCUGGGCGAUGAAUGAUUAAUGAUUUCACCAAAUGAUAAUGACAAUAAUAAAUGACAACCUCUACAGUGCCGUAACAUGGCAAGCCAUUACAAGGCCGAUCGAGUUCAAAAUACCAAUACAGUAUAUAUGCUUGCUUUUAUAGGCAUGCCUUACGUUAACAAAAAAUCACAAAUCACAUUAAAACACACUUUCAAAUGAUGGAAUGGGUUAACUUUUUUCUAUGUAUUGUCUAGAUGAAAUGUGCCAUUGGCAUGACUUGGAUAUAACGUGCCGCGAUUGUACGUAUACCUCCUGAGAUAUAACACACUCCUCGAUACGCUACUCAUUUUUGGAAUUCAAACAACCCUUGAAUUGCACUAUGUGAAUGUUAAUGCCUUUGCUACAAUGCUAAUAUCCGUGUUGUGGAGUCGUGGAGGGUGCUGUGGGGCCCCCUGGUGGAGCCUGGAGAUGCCUCGUGGCAGAGAGCCUCUGUUUAACUGCAAUGCUGCUGACCGAGCGUGUUGCUCAGAAAAUACGAACAAGCAGAAAUACAUCUGCAGAUGUAUUUAAAUCCAUAAGUCAUCCAUACAAUCUGCCUUUUACACAUUUAAUUAGUUGAUACACGCAAAUCCAAACAAUUCAAUGUGUGAUGGAAAAAAUCGACGCAAAAUUAAAAAGAUAAUUUCACGGCAUUGUUUUUUUAAUUAUAAUACAGUGGCUAGGGUAGCCACUUUUACAGUUUUAAUAAACACAGUUCUCAAAUGGCCUUUCCUGUGGCUAAAUAGUUUAAAUCGGUGCACAUUACCCACUGUGACAUGAAUCGUAGAUGUGUACACUGACAAAGAAAAUUUUAUCAAAAAAUGAAAAGUGCAUCGGCAUGUAGAGAUGUUUGCUGGGAAUUGCAUGGAGAGACAGGAAGACGUGGUUCAGAGACCACAAGCAAAUGAGAGUCAAAUUGACUGUCAAGGAAAGUAAAUGGGCUUGGGCACAUUGCUAGAUUGGCAGCCAAAUGUGCUGGAAGGGAAAGACGACAAGAUACCCGACAGGGUGACCAUGAUGGAGAUGGAGCGAUGAGAUUAGCUCACAUGUAGGAGUCAACAUAGAUUGGUGGUUCACAAGGCCAUGAAGGAUGGUGUUGGCAGAGGCCUUCAUAAAGCAGUGGAUAGAUGUGGUAUGACUUAACUUCCUAGUAAGUGUAUUUUAGGAUUAUUUUCUCAUUUAUUUUACUAAACUAGCCUACUCUUCCGAAUGUUAUUGUAUCAAGUAUAAAUUCAAACGAUACAGGGGCAUGCUGCCCAUUCACUGAGUGGCAAAGAGGACAAAUGAGGCAGCACUCGAAGAAUGACAAACAGCCAAGGGAUCCCUGAAGAAGAGGCAACAGUGGCUUAAAGAUAAUCACCCAAGGGAUGUGUGAUGGAAGAGGCGUCGUAGGGAAAGCCCAUCAAAAAGAUGGGAGUGAGUGUGUCCGUAGGAAGAAUGCUGAAAGAGCAGAGGAAGUGGAGGAGGAUCAUGCUUCAUUGUGGAAAGUCCCACAGAGGAAAUGUGAAACGAUUACAAGUUUAAACAUAGCAUUGCUUCAUAAUACAUUUAUUUUCCCACUGGAUAAUGUUUAAAAGUGGACAUUUUACAUUCUAACUUAUUAACAGCAUUAUGAUAUCGUUUGUAAUUAUUUUGCUCAAUCAGAUGCAAAUGUGUCAGUAUACUAAUCCACCGAUGCACUGAAUACUAAUUUUGUUAAUUAUUUUUGCAUAUGAGUCCUCAGAUACAGUGCAAGUGCCUAACGUAACGCAUUAUAUUUAAACAUCUGCAUAGAGUUUAUGCUGUACACUGUCUGGCGAGAUUUGUCUUUAUCUGUCAGAUUAUUGCAUUUAACAACAAGGCUCUUCAGGGUGGUAUUUGAGAAUCUUGCAAUUUUAAACCUUGGGUUGACCUAGGACGUACUGACGUUCACAACACCGGUACCGCUUUCAUGAUCCUAUGCAACGUAACAUCAUAAACAAAGGCAAUUAUAAAGAGUCACUUUGUAUUUUGCAAACAAACCCCAGUGGUCUGCACCUAUAGUUCUCCGGUUCUGCUCUCAUCCUUGUCUACCACCUGUUGUCCAAUACUCAUAUUCUCUUCAUUCACAUGCAGAUGAGAGAGGGUACUUGUGACAUGCAUAAUAUGUGAUGUAAGGAGCAGGGCCAUGGUGUGUGGGUAUUGGGUGAGCUGAUAACUAUUGGUCCAGCUUUUGUAUACAACUUGCCUUUAUAAAAGAAAAACUGGAAUUUGGCUGUCAUUUAAAUACAAUUGUAAAUGUGUAUAUUAAAAAAAAAUGUGAGUUCAAAGUUGAAGGUGAGUUUCAACAAACCAUGUUAUACAGAUUAAGGUUGCAUGCUUCAUGUAAUGAGUGGCCUUCAAGGAGGUUAGAUUUUGAUUAACCUGGCUAAAUUAGCACUCGCAUAGCAAUGCCGUGACAUACCGAAGGUUGAUGGAGCCUCUUAAAUUCCAGACCUCGAGCCUCCCCGACACGUUCUUAUCAGUGUCCUCUUCAUGGCUAUGUGAAGGAUAAAGGUGCAUGGUGCAUCUGUAUAUUACUAAACAUGGCAAAGCUAAACUAGCGGGAGGCUGAGGACUGUGGUUUAGGAACAAAGCUUUAUAAUGUAAAAAAAAAGUCAUAGUUUUGUUUUACAUUUUGUCAAAAUGAUAUAAUAAACAUUUAAUGAAAGCUGGCAAACCUGA